This is a messenger RNA of Daphnia magna, 1704 nucleotides long. Its product is annotated as adenosine receptor A2b-like. Lineage: Eukaryota; Metazoa; Arthropoda; Branchiopoda; Diplostraca; Daphniidae. Gene Ontology annotation, biological process: adenylate cyclase-activating G protein-coupled receptor signaling pathway; G protein-coupled adenosine receptor signaling pathway. The transcript is spliced from 2 exons. The record is from RefSeq and is a predicted model, not a curated record. Gene Ontology annotation, cellular component: membrane. Gene Ontology annotation, molecular function: G protein-coupled receptor activity. The coding region runs from base 52 to 1200 and encodes 382 amino acids.
AGCCUGGCACAAAAAAAUGGUGCUUUACUAGGAAUUAGUCGCUACUCUAGAAUGGACAAACCUACGUUACCUGCAACAAAUGUAUCGCUCAAUUUGCUCGAAUACCAGAUCAUGGAACAAAACUUCUCAAUCACGCAGGAAUUCUAUCGCACUUUGAUCAUCGCUGUGGGGAUUUUAUUGAAUUGCACCGUCGUCUUAGUAGUGAGCAGUUCCAGACAGUUACGUUAUCCGCGUCACAUCUUCUGGGUUGCCAUUUCGUUCUUCGAGUGUCUCUUCUUGCUUGAAUACGCACUGGAAUUGACUGUCGUCCUCUAUCGUGAUCAACAGUUGUGUCAAAUUCUAGUUUUACUUUAUCCGAUGGAUUACUCAAUCCUCCUGCAGUGUCUGCUGUUGGCAGCUAUAGAUCGUUACGUGUCUAUAAUUCGUUACGAAUGGUACAAGAAAACUGUCACAAUUCAAAUGGUGAUGACGAUUAUUUCUGUGAUGGCUAUUUUGACAUUUGGCAUUUUUACCAGUCCGUUCUGGAUGGGCUAUCGAUCCAUUUACGCCUGCACCCUCAAUUUAAGUAAUUUGAAUUUGGUACUUUCAUGGGACGUGGUUUUGGGUUUGAUUUGUGUCAUUCUCCACGUUUUAAUCUUCGUGGAAUCAAGAGCCGUCAUUCGACAAUAUUUGCCGAGUUAUCGCAAGCCUUCUGUCACAGUCAGAUUUAUUAAUUCUUCUGUUCGGCCUUCAAAUUUCAAUCCCGUGACGGGCAUGGAUGCAUUAUCAACAGAACGAGUUACCUUUAUAAAUCCGGAGAUUCCUAGCACAACGCAAAAUGCAACACAACCGCUCAACGACAACGCUCAAUUGUCAUCGAUUGCUGACCACCAGGUCAAUUUGAACCGCCAACAGGCGGCCUCAAAAGUGAAUCGAUUGGAAGUCCAGGCAGCUUUCAGCUUGUCCGUCAACAUCCUGCCAUUUUGGCUGUGCACAUUUCCCUUGUCUUGCUUUGCUAUGGCCACGUAUUGGUGCACUCGACUCGGUGGUAACUGUGAUACCUUUCUGUUUAUUUGGACUUACAUGUGGGAUAUAUUCAUGCUGCAUAGUAUCUAUAAUCCGCUCAUGUACAUGAUCAGCUGUCACGAUUUCCGGCGGGCACUUUGUCAUAUAUUCCGGAAAUUAGCAAACAAGUUUAUCAUGCAGAUUCAAAAGAAUUAGGAAAAUGUUUUUACCGCCACGUAAUGUUUUCCCCUUGGAUUGAAGACGCAAUGUCCUUUUGCUGUUCACGAACGUCACAAAGGACAUUUAUAAAUUGAGUAUGGGCGAUCACUGGAAAGUAUUAAUGGUAACAUAUUAGCGCCGUGUAUCGAGUCUUCAAUUAUACUGAAGAGAUGUCUUCUGCAUUUAUUCCUAUUUUUAAAACGCUAUUGAUGUUAGUAAAUAAUUGAUAUACUCGCAUUGUGCUGUUGCCUUCCAUUUCCUAUCCAUACUCGAGCUGUGUUUAAAAAGCCUGAAGCAAUCAACACAAAACCCCCGUUAGUUUAUAUCGUAAUUCGUAGAAUGUCAUUGCUGUUGAUUUCCGAUUGUGAUCGAUUUUUUUAUACAUACGUUUAAUGGGCAAGUAAAACUUUCAAAAAUUUUCUUUUGUGAGAAUGAACGACAUGUCACCAUGGCAACCAAAGCUGCACAAUUGGGAAAGAACAAUACAUAUCUUACAAGCUU